Molecule: messenger RNA, 507 nt
Organism: Aureobasidium uvarum
Lineage: Eukaryota; Fungi; Ascomycota; Dothideomycetes; Dothideales; Saccotheciaceae
Source: the annotation of a GenBank genome assembly
AUGGCGUCGCCCUCACGAUCCGGCGGCACAAUGCACGUCGCAGUCACAUCACCAUUCAAAUUCCUCAUGGGCUCCUCACACAGCGCCCCCGACAUGUCGGUUAAUGCCCUGGUCGACCGCUUUACCACCCUCGAAGUCAAGGACCGCGACGAAGACAGCGCAAAGCGCACAGUACGACGAUUAGAAGCUGCUCUGAGGAGGGCAGAGAUGGCGCGUGAGGAGGCCGAGACGGAAGCCACAAGCUUGCGCGACGAGCUCAGGGAGCAGAGAGACAUGGCCGAAGAGCGUCUGCGCGAAAGGACCGACUUGCGCCAGAGACUGGACGAGUACGAGAAAAAGUACGAAAAGGCCAAGGAGCGGUUCAAGCAGCAGAAAGUUAAGCACGAAGAACAACUGCGCAAGAUGCAAAAAGAAUACAUGGAGCGCGAGAAGCUGCACUGGAGGCAGCAGCAACAACUGCAAGAAGAGGCCGAUUGGGAGNAAGAAGCUACGCGCCGAUUCAAAUGA